AUGGCCAGACUACCGACAGCAGCAGCACCCGUGCUAAACGUAGCACCAACAAAUCACCGACGGACAAAGUGGAAGAAUUUGUCACCUCAGCCACCAUAUUUCGCACAAGAGGGGAUCAGCAACGAAGACGCCUUGGAAGGUCUUCCCCUCCUACUCACGGGAACGGCCCACACCUGGUGGAAAGGCGUCAAACUACAAAUUAAAACAUGGGAUGAAGCCAUGAAACGACUUCAGGAGGUUUUCGCUCCACGGAAAACCGGCUACAAGAUCUACUUGGAGAUCUUCGAAGAGAAGCAGGUCGCAAAUAUGUCCACAGACCUUUUUAUUACUAGGAAACGGAGUCUGCUCUCACAAAUCGAGCAGCCCCUCGAAGAAGCUGUACAGUUGGACGUUUUAUUUUGA
Messenger RNA from Zophobas morio, 402 nucleotides. RefSeq names its product activity-regulated cytoskeleton associated protein 2-like. The transcript is spliced from 2 exons. The record is from RefSeq and is a predicted model, not a curated record. Bases 1 to 402 code for a protein of 133 amino acids. Lineage: Eukaryota; Metazoa; Arthropoda; Insecta; Coleoptera; Tenebrionidae.